AGACACCCUGUUCAUUAUUAUAGAAGAGUUUUGCUGCUGUCGUAACCUGCUGUUCAGAGACUGACAAUGCCUUUCUCUAGCAGAUGUUUGACUGAGUGGGGAGAGGAGAUUAAAGAUUUGGCUGAAAUGACUUAAAACAAUUGGGACUCUUCUGUUCUGACCAAUAGAAGAAAUAGUUGCGAUAGGAAACAAGAGUACAGAACUCCAAAACUAUCCCAGCUAAUGAGUAUCCAGGAUGAUGCAAGCUGCAGGACAAGCCUAUGUGUUGAUGUUCUGGCUCUGCCAACCCAGGUACCCUUGUGGGCAGGGCGUGAGAAGAUGCAGAGUUAACAACAUAGACUCCAGGAGGUUGCAAGCAAGCUUGUUUAUUAAACAAGGGGCUGAGAAUCUCCUGAAUCUACAGACAACACAAGUACAUCAGUGUACGAACGAAAGCCUCCAAUUAGAAUGGUGAAGGGGAUGUCUAGAAAACGCAGAUAUGGGUCGAAGAUCUUGGGAAAAUUGAAUUGGGAGGUCAAUGUUGUUCCUAAAGAUGCUGAAGGACCUGAAGCCCAAGCUGAAACUUGCAGAAAAACACCACAAAGUGAAAUGGAAGCGUCCCCUCAACCAGCUGGCGGUACAGCUUCACCAGUGGACCAGCAAAAGCCACCAGUGAGGAUGCUGGAGGUGGUAUAUAAUAAACGAAAAUGUGUUUCUGCAUUACUAAAGAAAAGGUGUAUCCAAACAACCGUGAUCCCGCUUGAUAUGGAUGGACCUCAAGUCAUCUCCAGUACCUCCAGAGAAACAUCACACAUUAAAACAGAAGUGGUACAUAAAAAUGCUGACAUUGCAUCUUCCUCAAGAGAACAGAGAGUGCCACCAGUGAUGAUGGUGGAGGUGGAGUCUAGAAAACGCAUUCCUGCAUUCUUAAGGGAAAUUUGUCGGAAGCAAUCUUUUGCCCCUCGGGAUGUGGAAGGACCUCCCGUCCCUGAAGGACCUUCUGCAGAAACAACACCAAUGCAAGUAGAAGCAUUACCUGAAAAGACACCAGUAAAGGUAGAAAAGGUGAAGAAUAGAAAAUUCAAUUGCAUAUUUUCAAUAUUUAGAAGAUUUUAUAAGAAGAAAACUAUCACCUCUCAAGAUGUAGAGGAACCUCCAGCUGCUCCAGCUGUCACUAGUACUUCUAAAGAAAUGCCACAAACACAAAGGGAAGGUUCUACAAAUGUCCCUGAUAUUAAACAGAUUUUUUGUCGAGAGGAAGAGUUCGACCAUCAUGAUGAGGGAGCUUGGGAAGAAUACCAAAGUUAUUUCCCAGGUGGUAUACAUGUUCCAGAAUCCAAGCAUACGGUGGCUUCCAACAUGCUAGGAAGCUAUGUAGCCCAGGUGGGAGACACAGAUGUUGAAGAACAGCAGAACAUCGAUAGUAAAGAGAGCUUUCCUGAUGCGUUUGAAGUACAGCUCUGGGAGCUGAGAAAGGUAUCAAGUACUGUAGCUCCGGUGCUGAAUGUGCUGUAUCUAGCCCCAACUAAAUCUUCAGAUGAAGAUAUUGUACCCAUAAAGAAGAAGAAGAAAAGGAGGAAGCGCUACUACUGAUAAAAAAAAGUCUCCAAUAUUGCCCAGGUUGCCAGAAUCAAGGAGAAGGAACCAGACCUACAGGCUCUGUCACACCCCAGGACACAUCCUGCUACCUGGCUGUUUAUGGACAACAGUCAGUGGGACCAGCCUUUGAGCAGCUUCAGAAGCUGCCUGUAUAGAUCAAUACAGCUCUCCUUAAUCAGUCUCAGGUUCCUAAAUGCCUUGCCUAUUGGAGCAGAUUGCCAACUCCUUUUUUUUAUUAAGAAAAAUUUUCCAUUCAUUUUAUACACCAAUCAAAGAUCUACCUCUUCCCUCCUUCUCCCCCCCCCCCAGCCUCCCCCUCAUAACCAACCCCUACUUCUCCCCGCAAGAAGGCAAGGCCUCCCAUGAGGAAACACAUCCAGUAGAAGCAAGUCCAAGCCCCUUCCCCCUGCCUAAGUCUGCUAGAGGUGUCCCAUAAUAGGUAGUGAGCUCCCAAAAGCCAGCUCACGCACCAGGGAUGGAUUCUGAUCCUACUGCCAGGGGGCCUCCCCAAACAGAUCAGGCUGCAUAAACUGUCUUGUCAUGAAGGGGGCCUAGCCCAGUCCCAUGCAGGCUCCACAGCCAUUGAUCCAACUUUCACGAGUUCCCACCAGUUUGGUUUGGUCAUCUCUGCAGGUUUCCCCAUCAUGAUCUUGAUGCACUUGCUCAUAAAAUCCUUCUUAUCUCUCUUUGACUGGACUCCUGGAGCUCUGCCUGGUGUUUGACUGUGCAUUUCUGCAUCUGCUUCCAUCAGUCACUGGAGAAAAGCUCUGUGAUGACAGUUGGGGUAUUCACCGAUCUGGUCACUGGGGUAAGCCAGUUCAGUUCAGGCACCCUCUCCACUAUUUCUAAUAGUCCAAGCUGGGGUCAUCCUUGGGGAUUCCUGAGAACUUCCCUAGCACCUGAUUUCUCUCUAUCCCCAUAAUGUCUCCCUCUAUCAUGGUAUCUCUUUCAUUGCUUUCCCACUCCAUCCCUGUUCCUGCUCAACCAUCCCAUUUUCUUAUGUUCUCAUCCUCUAUCCCCUAUCCUCCAUUGUCCAUCCCUCAUCCCCAUUUUACUCAAGGAGUUCUCAUCUAUUUCCUUUUCCCAGGGCGAUCCAUGUGUCCCUCUAUGGUCUUCCUUGUUAGCUAGCUUCUCUGGAGUUGUGGGUUGGAGUGUGGUUAUCCUUUGUUUUACAUCUAGAAUCCACUUAUGAGUCAGUAUAUACUAUGUUUGUCCUUCUGAGUCUGGGUUACCUCACUCGGGAUGAUAUUUUCUAGUUUCAUCCAUUUGCCUACAAAUUUCAUGAUGUCAUAGUUUUUCUCUGCUGAGUAGUACUCCAUUGUGUAUAUGUACCACUUUUUCUUAAUCCAUUUUUCAGUUCAGGGGCAUCUAGGCUGUUUCUAUAUUCUGGCUAUUACAAAUAAUGCUGCUAUAAACAUAGUUGAGCAUGGGUCCUUGUGGUAUGAUUGAGCAUUCCUUGAGUAUAUGCCGAAGAGUAGUAUAGCUGGGUUUUGAUGAAGAUUGAUUCCCAAAUUUCUGAGAAACCGCCAUACUGGUUUCCAGAGUGGCUGUAUAAAUUUGCACUCCCACCAACAGUGGAGGAGUGUUCCUGAUGCUCCACAUCCUCUCCAACAUAAGCUGUCUUUAAUUGUUUUUGUUUGUUUUAUAGAAGGAAGAGUUUAUUUUGACUUGUAGUUCCAGAGGGUUAGGGGCCCAUCUUGGCAGGGAGGCAUGACAGCAAGAACAGGAAGCUGAGAGCUCACAGCCUCAACUGAAAACAUGAAGCAAAGAGAGUUAACUGGAAGUGUUGAGCUUUUAAUCUCUAAUCGCUUCCCUAGUGACAUACUUCCGCCAACAAGGCCCACCAUCCAAGCCUCCCACAACAGCACCAUCAACUGGGUGCCAAGUGUUCAAAUAUCUGAGCAUAUAGGCGACAUUGUCAACUCCAUCCAGGUAUCUCUAAAGUGAAAGCUAAGGAGCAAUUUGUCUCCUGAUAGCUUAUGUAGUAGAAUACUUUUAAUGUUGUCUUGGGAACUCACAUCUCUCUGGUUAAUUCACCUGUACUCAUACCUGUUCCAAACUUUUCCAAACUUAUCUCCUCACAUCUCAAAGGAGGAGGAAGUCAUCUUUGAUUUUUCAGAGAAUAAAAAGAGUUCUGUCUUCAUUGUUUUUGAUCAUAGCCAUUCUGACAGGUGUAAGAUGGUAUCUCAGAGUCGUUUUUAUUUGCAUAUCUCUGAUGUCUAAGGAUGUUUAGCAAUUUCUUAAAUGUUUUUCAGCCAUUUGAGAUUCUUCCUUUGAGAAUUCUCUGUUUAGCUCUGUAGCCCAUUUUUUUUUAAGAUUGUCCAUUAUUUUGAUGUCUAGUUUCUUGAGCUCUUUAUAUAUUUUGGAAAUUAGUCCUCUGUCACAUGUAGGGUUGGUGAAGAUGUUUUCCCAUUUUGUAAGCUGUCAUUUUGUCUUAUUUACUGUGUCCUUUGCUUUACAGAAGCUUCUCAGUUUCCAGAGGUCCCUUUAUUAGUUGUUGCUCUCCGUGUCUGUGCUACUGGUGUUAUAUUUAAGAAGUGGUCUCCUGUGCCAAUACAUUCAAGGCUACUUCCUACUUUCUCUUCUAUCAGGUUCAGUGUAACUGGAUUUAUGUUGAGGUCUUUGAUCCGUUUGGACUUGAGUUUUUUGCAUGGGGAUAGAUAUUGAUCUAUUUACAUUCUUCUACAUGUCCACAUCCAGGUUUGCCAGCACCAUUUGUUGAAGAUGCUUUCUUUUUUCCAUUGUACAGUUUUGGCUUCUUUGUCAAAAAUCAGGUGUUUAUAGGUGUUUGGAUUAAUGUCAGGGUCUUCAGUUAGAUUCCAUUGGUCUACAUACCGGUUUUUAUGCCAAUACCAAGCUGUUUUAAUUACAAUAGCUCUAUAGUAGAGCUUGAGGUCAGGUAUCGUGAUGCCUUCAAAGGUGGCUUUAUUGUACAGGAUUAUUUUAACUAUCCUGGGUUUUCUGUUUUUUCAAAUGAACUUGAGUAUUGUUCUUUCCAGGUCUGUGAAGAAUUGUGUUGGGAUUUUGAUGGGGAUUUCACUGAAUCUAUAGAUUGCUUUUGGUAAGAUUGCCAUUUUUACUUUGUUGAUCCUACCUAUCCAUGAGCAUGGGAGAUCUUUCCAUCUUCUGAUACACUCUUCAAUUUCUUUCUUCAGAGACUUAAAGCUUUUGCCAUACACUUUUCCCACUUGCUUAGAGUUAACCCAAGGUAUUUUAUAUUAUUUGUGUCUAUUGUAAAGGAUGAUGAUUCUAUGAUUUCUUUCUCAGUCUAUUUGUCAUUUGUAUAUAGGAGGGCUACUGAUUUUUGAGUUAAUUUUAUUUCCUGCCACAUUACAGAAGUUUAUUAUCUGUAGGAGUACCCUGGUAGAAUUUUUGGGGUCACUUAUAUAUACUAUCUUAUCAUCUGCAAAUGGUGAAAGUUUGACCUCUUCCUUUCCAGUUUGUAUCUCCUUGAUCUCGAUUUGUUGUCUUAUUGCUCUAGCUAGAACUUCAAGUACUAUAUUGAAUAAAUGUGGGGAGAGUGGAGAGUCUUGUCUUGUUCCUGAGUUUAGUGGAGUUGCUUUGAGUUCCUCUCCAUUUAAUUUGAUGUUGGCUGUUGGCUUGCUGUAAAUUCUCUUUAUUGUGUUUAGGUAUGUUAUUUAUAUUACUGCUCUCUCCAAGGCCUUUAUCAUGAAGGGGUAUUGGAUCUUGUCAAAGGCCUUUUCAGCAUCUAAUGAAAUGAUCAUGUAGGUUUUUUUCUUUCAGUUUGUUUAUAUAGUGUAUUACAUUGACAGAUUUUCAUAAGUUGAAACAUCCUUGCAUCUCUGGGAUGAAGCCUACUUGAUCAUGGAUAAUUUUUUUGAUGUGUUCGUGGAUCCAGUUUGCCAAUAUUUUAUUGAGUAUUUUUUGCAUCAAUGUUCAUGAGAGAGAUUGGUCUGUAAUUCUCUUUCUUUGUUGCAUCUUUGUGUGGUUAGGGAAUCAGAGUAAAUCAUAAAAGGAGGUUGGUAAUGUUCCUUCUGUUUCUAUUGUGUGGAACAAUUUGAAGAGUAUUGGUAUUAGCUCUUCUUUGAAUAACUGGUAGAAUUCUGCUUUGAAGCCAUCUGGUCCUGGGAUUUUUUGGUUGGGAGACUUUUAAUGACUGUUUCUAUUUCCUUAGGGGUUAUUGGUCUAUUUAAAUUGUUUAUCUGAUCUUGAUUUAACUUUUGUAUGUGGUACCUAUCCAGAAAAUUAUCCAUUUCCUUUAGAUUUUCUAAUUUUGUGAAGUCAGGUUUUUGAAGUAUGACCUGAUGAUUCUCUGGAUUUCCUCACUGUCUGUUGUUAUGUCUCCCUUUUCAUUUCUGAUUUUGUUUAUUUGGAUACUCUCUCUGUACCUUUUGGUUAAUUUGGAUAAGGGCUUGUCUAUCUUAUUGAUUUUCUCAAAGAACCAACUCUGUUUCAUUGAUUCUUUGUAUUAUUCUCUUUGUUUCUAUUUUUAUUGAUUUCAACCCUCAAAUGUCUAUUCCUCCUGGAUGAGUUUGCUUCUUGUUGUUCUAGAGCUUUUAGGUGUGCUGUUAAGUCACUAGUGUGAUAUUUCUCCAACUUUUUUUGUGGGCAUUUAGUGCUAUGAAUUUUUCUCUUAGCACUGCUUUCAUGGUGUCCCAUAAAUUUGGGUAUGUUGUACAUUCAUAUUCAUUGAAUUCUAGGAAGUCUUUACUUUCUUAUUUCUUCCUUGACCAAUUGGUGAUUCAGUUGGCAUUAUUCAGUUUCCAUGAGAUUGUAGCCUUUCUGCAAUUUUUGUUGUUGAAAUCUAGUCUUAAGCCAUAGUGGUCCCAUAGAAUACAGGAAGUUAUUCCAAUUUUUUGUAACUGUUGAGAUUUGCUUUGAGACAGAGUAUGUGGUUGAUAUUAGAGAUGGUUUUUUGGGGUGCUGAGAAGAAGGUAUAUUUUUUGUGUUAGGGUGGAAUGUUCUGUAGAUGUCGAUUAAGUCCAUUUGAGUCAUUGUAUCUGUUAGUUCCCUUAUUUCUCUGGUAAGUUUCUGUCUGGCAGAUCUGUCCAGUGGUGAGAGUGGGGUGUUGAAGUCUCCAACUAUUAAUGUGUGGGUUUUGAUGUGUGAUUUAAGCUUUAGUGUUGUUUCUUUUACAAAUGUGGGUGCCCUUGUAUUUGGGGCAUAAAUGUUCAGAAUUGAAACUUCAUGUUGGUGGAUCUUUCCUGUGAUGAGUAUAUAACGUUUUUUCCUGACCUCUUUAGAUUGAUUUUAGUUUGAAGUCUAUUUUGUUAGAUAUUAGGAUAACUACAUCAGCUUGCUUCUUAAAUCUGUUUGUUUGGAAAGUCUUUUACCAGACUUUUACUCUGAGGUAGUGUCUGUCUUUGAAGAUGAGGUAUGUUACUUAUAUUCAGCAGAAAGAUGGAUACUGAUUUGGUAUCCAUUCUGGCCUGUGUCUUUUUAUAGGUAAAUUGAAUCCAUUGACAUUAAGGGAUAUCAAUGACCAGUGAUUGUUAAUUUCUGUUAUCUUUUGGUCGUAGUGUGUUUGUAUUUCCCUUCUUUGGGAUUUACUGCUGUGGUGUUAUCUAUUGCCUGUGUUUUCAUGGGUGUAUCUGACUUCCUUAGGUUGGAAUUUUCCUUCUAGUGCUUUCUGUAGGGCUGGAUUUGUGGAUAGGUAUUGUUUAAAUCUAGUUUUGUCUUGGAAUGUCUUGUUCACUCUGUCUAUGGUGAUUGAAAUUUUUGCUGGGUAUAUUAGUAUAGGCUGACAUCCAUGGUCUCUUAGUGUCUGCAUUACAUCUGACCAGGUACUUCUGGCUUUCAAAGUCUACCAUUGAGAAGUCAAGUGUUAUACUGAUGGGUCUGCCUUUAUAAGUCAUUUGGCCUUUUUCCUUUGCUGUUUUUAAUAUUCUUUCUUUAUUCUGUAUGUUUAGUGGUUUAAUAUGUGGUAAGAGGGCUUUUUGGGGGGUCUAGUAUAUUUGGUGUUCUAUAAGCUUCUUGUAUCUUCAUAAGUAUUUCCUUCUUUAAGUUGGAAAAAGUUUUCUUCCAUGAUUUUGUUAGAUAUAUUUUCUGUGCCUUUGAGUUGGUAUUCUUCUCCUUCUUCUAUCCCUAUUGUUCUUAGGUUUGGCCUUUUCAUGGUGUCCCAGAUUUCCUAGACAUUUUGUGUUAAGACUUUUUUGGGUUUAGUGUUUUCUUUGACUGACAAAUCUAUUUCCUCUAUUGUAUCCUCUACACCAGAGAUUCUGUCCUCCAUCUCUUGUAUUCUGCUGGUUAUGCUUGCAUUGGUAGUUCCUGUUUGUUUACUCAGAUUUUUUAUUUUCAGCAUUCUCUCUGUGUCUUCUUAUUGCUUCUAUUUCCCUUUUCAGGUCUUGAACUGUUGCUUUCACCUUGUUUAAUUGCUUUUUCAUGGUUUUCUAGGCUUUCUUUAAGGGAUGUAUUGAUUUCUUCCAAUUUUUUGUUUUUCUUGUCCUUAAUUCUUUUAAAGGAAUUUUUCAAUUUAAAGACCUCUAGCUUAUUCAUGAAGUUAUUUUUAAGGUUGCUUUCUUCUGCUUCUACAUUGUGAUGCUCAGGUCCUGCUGUUAUAAAAGGCCUAGAUCUGGUGAUGCCAUAUUGCUCUUUAUGUUGUGGUAUGUGUUUUUGCACUGGCAUCUACCCAUCUCUUCCUCCAGUAGGUACAAGAGUUGCCUGUUUCUGAGCAAGCUGCUAUUAGUCCAAUCUGUGUUUGCUGUGUCUUAUGUCUCACAGGGCCCCUCUGUGUCCAAUCUUAGCUCUUGGUCUAAUUAGAGCUGGCAGAUUCUGUAUCUCAGGGAGCUGCUCUUGGUCGAAUCCAAGCUAGCUGAUUCUGUGGCUCAGGGAGCUACUCUUGGCUCUUUGUCCAGUGAGAGCUGGCAGAUUCUGUGCCUCAGGAAGGCACUAGUGUUGCAGGAGUAUGGGUAUUGGGGUAGGGUGUGGGUCUUGUAAAUUGCUGGGUCCAAUGGGGGGUUGGUAGGGAAGCCUGCCUACAGGAGUCUUCCCUGCUGGCCAUCAACUGGAGCAGAGAUGGGUGGGGGUUCCUGGAGACUGGUUGUGUCCCAAGGCCUAGGUCCUCAAAGCAGGACUCUCUGGGUUAGAGAAGAGUCACUCACCUCUUGGUCCAAUGACAGAUGGCAUAUUCUGUGUCUCAGAAAGAUACUGGUGUCACAGGGGGUUGGGUAUUGAGUUAGAGCAUGGGUCUUGUAGAUUGCUGGGUCUGAUGGGGAUUCUGGUGGGGGAGCCUGCCCAGAGGAAUUUUCCCUGUUGGCCUGCAACUGGGGCAGAGAUGGAUGGGGGUUUCCAGGGACUGGUUGUAUCCCAGCACCUGGGUCCUAGAGGCAGGACUCUGAUUGCCAAUUUUUUAAAGACAGCUUCUUUGCUUUUUGUUGUUUUGUUUUUUAGUUUUAAGUGCUUUUAAUAGCUUACAACUUUUAAUUAUGUUUAUGUAUGUUUUAGCAUCAUAAUAAUAUAAUGCCAAUAAUCCUGUAUAAAUGUCUUUUUUGUUAUUAUUUCUAUAUCCAUGAGUAUGCUCACAGAGUACAAAAUAGCAUGUCAAAUUCCCUGGAGCUAUUGUGAUAGACAAUUGUGACCCAUCCUAUAUAGCUACUUAGAACUGAGAUCCAGUUCUCUGAAAGAACAGCAAGCACACUUAGCUACUGAGCCCUCUUUCUAGUACCCAGAUCUCCAUCUUGAAGGCACAUUUGAUAUUUUGAGAGUAUCCAGCCAUAGAUACAGAUAGGCUUAAAAGCACUCCCCCAGAAUAUCUCCAACACCUAGGGCAGGAGGUGUGGAAGUCUCUAAGAGGAGUAUAUCAUCCCUGAACACCCCCCUGUAGUAUACCGGAGUCCUGGAGACCAAUAGUAGGUAAUGUUCCUCUGGAGACACCUCAGAACUUCACUGGGUAGCUGGGGAGCCUAAGAUAGCCAAUUUCAGUCUUGCUCCUUCAGAAGCUGGGCUUGGUCCCUGGGGUGUCUUCCAGAUCUCCAGUCCUUAGAUAAAAGUGACAGAGGCCCUCACCCUGCUACAGUACUGAAGGGACCUGCCACAGUGUCUUUAUUCCACACAGGCUUUGAAUCAGGUCCACCAGACCAAAGCCAUUCCUGGAAGAGUCCUAUGUAUCCUCAACAGGUCCUAGACACUGUGGGAUUGGUACCCACUGAGAGGUCCUCCUCACUGGGUGAGCAAAGCAAGUGUCUUGAGAGAGCCAAUUUUAGAUGCCUUUGAUAUAGAUGGGCUACCUAUAUAAUGCCUCUGAAACCUGGGAGAGUAGCCCACAGCUUAGCAAGGAAACCCAGUGUUGUAGCACAAAUCUAACUGGUCUUAAUAAUAAAAACCCAGAGUCAGAUAUCAAAAAGAAAGCUGAAAGAUAAGAAAGCAGAGCAGCCAGCCACUAGACUUCCUACUUCUUCAAAAUCCUCAGCCUGAAAGGAGACUGGGUUCCUAUCUCCUCCUGCCUUAUAUUCCUCAAUCCACCAGCCAUAUCAGUUCCUGUCUCCAUCUCCCUAGUGCUAGAAUUAAAGGCCUGAGAUCCCAAGGGCUGGGAUCAAAGGUGUAUGCCACCAUUGCCUGUCCUCUAUGACUAACUAGUUGCUGGCUUUGCCCUCUGGUCUUCAGGCAAACUUUAUUUGUUAGAGCAUACACAAAAUAUCACCACACAGUGUGCUAAAGGAAGCAGAUUCUGGUUACACAGCUGGCUGUUUAGGUUCAUGGCCUGGAACCUGGACAUCCAGAAUCACCCAGGAAGAGGCUUACCCAUGUUUUACAGUACCUGAUAAAUUACAGGUUCCAGCAUAGUCAAAUGCUGCUGUUAGGGCAUGUUGAUCUCUUCACAGAAGUCUUUUUUUUCAUAGAAGCUCAUCUUAAGAUUGCAACCUGGCCCCAAGAGAUCACAAUAACCCUCAACACACUUAUUGAUCUAGAAGCUCACAUCUGAUUCACAGGUAAGAAGGUGAAUCAGAAUGAAAUCUGUCCACCAAGCCAGAAGAAGGGGGCAUGCCCAAAGACCCAUGAACAGACUCCAAGGAGGCUGGGAUGAUCUCUGCAGAGAUCUCAUGCUUCGCAAGGCUCAGAAUGACUUUGAGUUCAACAUCUAUGUCACUGAGUGAGAGACUGAGACACAGGCAAGACUUUCCUCAUGUACCUUCUGCACCAUGGUGCCUUUACCACUGAUCAUCAACCUCUGGGAAGGCAGCCUUGGAGGUAAAGCUUCUUACCAGGUCAGCAACCUGGAUUUCACAGAAGAGAGCCAAGAGUGUUUGGCAUGAGCAGAGCCUGAAAAAGAGCAGAUUCAAUCCCGCUUCCUCUAUCCAUUGUCUAAAAGAUCUGUGGAUGGGAGCAUAUUGGUCAGGUGAUUUUGAAAAAUAUGAAUGGGCAGCUUCACCUCUUCUUCUGCUCCACCAGAUUCAGUCCACCCAGUCUCAACCCCAGCUCUGUUGAAGAACACCUGCUGCAGUCUCCCUUUCUUCUCUGACCCCAUCCCCAGUGGACCACAAAGAUCUUCUCCUACAACCUUCCUUUCCUCAACUGAUCCCAUUAUUUCAAGCUCCAAUGCCAGCAGGCAUUCAUCUGGAAAACACCAGGUGAACAGUCUAGGGAAACAAAGCCCUGAAACCAAACCACUGUAGGCAGACUUUUCUUUCCUGCCCACCAGGAAAGUUACCAAAUAACUGACACUUAGAAUUAAUGCAAAUUAUACAUGCUUGGUCAAUAGCUAAUUCUUAUUACUAAUUCUUACAACUUAAAUUAACCCAUUUCUGUUAAUACAUAGGUAUUGCCACAUGGCUCAUGGCUUUACCUGUUCUCCAGUAUGUCUUAUUUCCUCUGUAUAUCCUGGAGACCUGUUAGACUCUGCCCUCAUUUCCAGCAUUCUCUCUGCCCUGAAAAUCCUGCCUUGCCAUCUAUCAAUCAGCUUUAUAUUAACAAUGAGAGCAAUAGAUAUUUACAAAGAUUGUUCCACAACAUACCAAAGCAGACCCUGAAUAUUCCAAUUUAGCUGAAAGCACUAGAAAAAGACCUUAAAACAGUCAGUAUGAAGAUGAUAGAGGUUCUUAAUGAGGAAAUUAAUAAAUCUCUUAAAGAAAUUGAUGAAAAUACAAGCAAACAGUAGAAGGAAAUGAAUAAGUUUCUUAAAUAAAUACAGUAAAGCACAAAGAAACAGAAGAAGGAAAUGAAUAAGGCAGUUCAAGACCUGAAAAUGGAAAUAGAAUCAACAACAACAACAAAACCCAACUGAGGGAAUUCUGUAAAUGAAAAACUCAGAAAUUUGAACAGGAACCAACAGAAUACAAGAGAUGGAUGAGAGAUUAUCAGAUGUUGAUGAUAUGAUAGAAGAAACUGAUACAUUAGUAAAGAAAAUGUUAACUCUAAAAAACUUCUGGCACAAAAUAUCCAGGAAAUAUGGGACACUAUGAAAAGACUAAAUCUAAGAAUAAUAGGAAUAGAGGAAAGAAAAGAAACAUAGCUCAAAUGCCCAGAAAAUAUUUUCAACAAGACUGUAGAAUAAAAUUUUCUUAACCUAAAAAAGGAGGUGUGAAUAAAAGUACAAGAAGCAUACAAAGCACUAAACAGGUGGGACCAGAAAAGAAAGUUCCCUUCAGCACAUAAUCAGAAUACUAAAUAUAUAGAACAAUGAAAAAAUAUUAAAAGUUACAAGGGAAAAAGACCAAGUGACAUAUAAAGGCAGACCAAUUAGAAUUACAUCUGACUUAUCCAUGGACACUCUAAAAGCCAGAGUAGCCUGGACAGAUAUUCUACAGACUCUAAGACACCACAGCACAGAUGCCAGCCCAGAGUACUAUACCCAGCAAAAUUUUCAAUCACCAUAGAUAAAGCUGUGGUGGUUUGAAAGAGAAUGGUCCCAAAGGGAGUGGCACUAGAAGGAGAUGUGGCCUUGGUGGAGUAGGUGUGGUCUUGUUGGAGGAAGUAUAUCAUGUGGAGGCAGUGUUUGAGGUCUCAUAUAUGCUCAAGAUAUUGCCCAGUGUUUCAGAUCACUUCCUGUUGCUUGCUUGCAAGAUGUAGAUUCUCAGCCACUUUUCCAGCAACAUGUCUGCCUGCAUUCUGCCAUUUCGCACUGUGAUGAUAAUGGACUAAACCUCUGAAAAUAUAAACAAUCCAACCCAAUAAAAUGUUUUCCUUUAUAAGAG
This is a messenger RNA of Peromyscus californicus insignis, 12668 nucleotides long. RefSeq lists its product as uncharacterized. NCBI's taxonomy places the organism in Eukaryota, Metazoa, Chordata, Mammalia, Rodentia, Cricetidae. The coding region runs from base 448 to 1572 and encodes 374 amino acids. The record is from RefSeq and is a predicted model, not a curated record. The transcript is spliced from 23 exons.